This is a messenger RNA of Cyprinus carpio (common carp), 2695 nucleotides long. RefSeq names its product bucky ball-like. The record is from RefSeq and is a predicted model, not a curated record. NCBI's taxonomy places the organism in Eukaryota, Metazoa, Chordata, Actinopteri, Cypriniformes, Cyprinidae.
GAUACACCUGCUGGCUGCCAUUUGAUUGCAUUAAUGUGGCGCUCUGGAAACAAGCAUCAAACCUAUAAAUCCGAAGUGCAAAGCUUUGACGACAGAGUUAGUCGCUCUCGCUAUAUGCACAUUUAAGUCCACUUUGUCACUUUCACAUCUAAGUAUUGCGGUGUUUUGUAUCCUGUGCUGUUUUUCUUCAUCUCUUCACAAGAAAUGGAAGGAAUGACCAACACUUCACAAUCAAUGGGGGUUGGGCAACCUCACCAUCCAGUAAACCACACCAGACCCUUUUUCUAUGUUCAGCCACCAUCUCAGCCUUAUUUCAUGUAUCAAUGGCCCAUGAAUCCAUAUGGCCACUAUGGCUUUCCAGGGCCAGCUCUGCACUUCGGCCGUCCCUACAUGGCCCCUUAUCAGUUUAUGCAGUAUCCUGGGUAUGUGAUCCCACAUGCACCCAUGCAGCCAAUCGAUUACAGAAGAAUCAACCCCCACUUCCCCUCUGUUGCAUCCUACGAUUUGCGUGUCCGCCAGCACUUUCAACACGCAGGGAUGCAUCGGGAGACUGCCUGUUCUGAGGUCCAAACAGAUCCUAGUGAUUCAGUCAACAAACUGAUAGACAAAAUUGAGAGUCUGAAGGCUUGUGAACAAGGUGGUGAAAAGGGGCUUAACACUGUGGUUUCCUCUACUCCUGAUGUAGUGGAGACCACAGGAGAGAAAUUGACUGGUUUAAAUGAAGACUCUAAGUUAGAGUUUUCCUCUCAGGAAGGUAAGGAGGAACAAGUUAAUCAGGUCACAAGGCCUACGACCUACAGUGACUCUGCGUAUGAUGCUGACUCUAGCCAGGGUAGACUGGACGAAUGCGUGUUAUCAGAUGUGCUACCCCUUGACAGUUCUUCUGUCCAUGAGGAAGAGGAUGCCAAUGAGAACGAUGAACAACCGAGUGUUGCUGAAGAACUGUGCUGCCAAAAUGGAAAGCCAACAACCAGUGCAACUGGCAAUGUGCUCUGUAGUGGUAUCAAAAGCACUGCUGAUCCAACAGAGAACCUUGAUUUGGAGAAACCAGGUGAUGAGCAGGUACAAAAUAUGGCGUCUACUGAUGCUGCUGCAGUUAUGGAGCCCCUUAUAAAUCUCUCUGAAGACUUUGACCUGCAGUAUCAAAUCCUUCGCUUGCCCUGCAAUAAGACCACAACUGGCCUCAGUCUUGAACGAGAGAUUGAUCCACUUGUUUACUUCGAUACUCCAACUACUCUGUUGCCUCCACAAAACUAUCUGUCCUCAGUUGGCAGUGCAUAUUCCUACAGCUACUACCCUCAAGUGACCCAAGAGCGCCAGAGUGUCCUGAGUCCAUCCAUAGAUGAGCUCUCUUCCAGAGAUGAAAUGUUCUCCACUGAUGUGGAGGAUCUCGAUCUCGUUCCGGGGCAUGUGUAUGUUGGUGGCGGCAGGCUGGCUGAAACCAGUGACGUGUCCGUUUGCACAAGAAAAGAGCUCUUGAGCAUGGAAAAAGCUCGCCCUGUUUGCCAGAAAACUUGCGUGUGCUGCGGCUCAAGCUUGCUGGAUGAGGUAGGAAUGUGCAAAAUGGCCGAACACAGCCAUCCUGAGAGAGAUGAGUCUGAUCAAGACUGCGAGUACGACCUCAAUGCAGAGGUGCGGAGUAACUGUGAGUCGCCAAGAGUGUCCAAGAGGAAGUGUUGCAGCAGGCAUGCGCUGCCCUCUUGUGGGCAUCACUGUGCCAAACACCGGCACAGGAAGCCAUGGUGCGAAGGCCAAGAGAGCUGUGAUCUACGUGAGCAGGCUUGUGUGCAUCCCAAAGGAGAGUGCUGUGAGGAGUAUGGCUCUCUGGCUAAAGCAGAUAAGAGAAUUCAAAAGGGUGCCUUGUGCAGACCUUGUAUUGAACGACAAUGGAGAGAGGGUGUUGUUUCUGACCAAGAGAAUUGGGCAAGCUGUGGUGCCAAACCCAGGGCUUGGAGGCAAGUUAGUGGACCUCAAGAUCAAGGGAGAACUCCAUUGAGAAGGCCGACUUGUAAGGCAGUCCACCAGCAAAGGCCAAGAAGUGAAUAUGAUGAGGCUGACUUUACCUACUGCCAGAGAGGCAGAGGUGCUAUGAAGAAAAGAGGCACAAGAUACUAAACCACGAUGCACUGCUGUAAUACUUAAAUGUAUUACCCAAAACUUGUGUAAAAUGCACUUCAAAGAAUGUACACAUGGACACUGUUCUUGACUGUAUGUAACUUUAAAAAAAAAAAGUAUGGCAGUGAUGUACACCUUGCUGCACUUCCAGUGCUCAAGUUAACUUUCUAUUUUGGGUGCUAUGCAUUCAUCUUAAUAUAAUACUGAGACUGCUCUCACUUGACCAGGCCUUGACCUAUGCCUAGAAACCCUUUUUUCUCACGUGGCUGGAUCUGGGAGGUGUAGAUCUUGUCUGGUGUGCAAGGGCUUAGAAUCUUUGCAUGGUCAAGGACUGGCCCACUGCGACCGGUUUCAAAUGUUGGGCACUGGAGAUACAGCUGGUUUAUGGGUGAUGCAGGGGGGGAAAAAAAGGGAGGAUGAGAAAUAAAGUGGACAAUUUGGCAGUUUAGCCACUCUUAGUCCAGAUGUCUUUGUUUUAUUACUGUGCUAUUUUUAUACAUCAGUGUAAUGUUGACAUGCAGAAAACUCCACCUAGCUGUACAGUGUUAUUGUGUCAUUAAAGCCUCGGCAUUGCACUUGA